UUAGCUUAUCUAUUUGAACCAAACGUAUGGAAACAAUUCUACAUACUCACACCGAUCCAAUAAACUAGUGAGAGUUGAGAGAAUAAUGUUUAAUAAUCGACAAUCUCGCCGGAGGUUUCGGCUCGGAAACUUAGCUAGACUUGUCCAGUUACGUCAAAACGUCAGCCAACAACCACCGCCACCACGAAUGACUCUUCAAGAAACAUUGUCUCAAUCGCCACCACAGUCACCUCCUCCAACUCAAUUUUCAUCUCCGAUACCUUCAACAUCAACAGUUCCUUUUAUCGAAUCCCGUCAAAAUAGCGGCGGCUCUCCACCACAACCAAAGUCAUCAACAUUGUCGCCGUUAUCACCAAAACCAAAGGAAGAGUCUCAGUCGCAGCCAAUGCCACCACUCAUGUCAAAACAUGUCGAAACACAUCGGAGUCUACUUAUCCACUCACCACCCAAGUCACCGCUAAUACCGCCACUGAUGUCAAAACAUGUCAAAACACAUCGAAAUCUACUUAUCGAAUCACCACCUAACUCCCCACAAGAGUCCACUGAGUCUCAACUGCAAUCUCUAGCCUUGGUGCCUCCUACACCAACAACACCAAAAGCAAAAACGCCAUUGUCCCCUCCGUCAACGCUAAAGCCUACCGAAGAAUCUCAGUCUCGACGGUCUCCUCGAUCACCUCCGCCGCAAGCAUCACCACCGUCAUUGUCAGGACCAGAAUCUCAGAUGCCUUUACCACCACCCGAAGCCAAAUCCCCACCUUCUUCACCUUUAACGCUUGACACUAAUGAAGAAUUCAAUUCCAAUACAUCUCCACCGUCUACAUCCAUUAAUGAAACUCGAUUACGACCAUCGCCUCCAACAUUAUCAGAAACAUCACAAGCAGCCAUGACUCCUCCACCAUCUUCACCGUCAACGUUAAACGCUAAUGAAGAAUUCCAAUCCCAAUCGUCUCCACUCCCGUCUAAAUCCACUGAUGAAAAUAUUUCCCAAACACAAUUAAUUUCGUCGCCACCACCACCGGCAUUAUCAGAAUCUAGAGAAUCUCAUCCGCUUUUACUAGAAGCCAUAAUACCACCGUCUUCGCCGUCAACAAACGAAAAUUUUCAUUCAUCGCUUCUGACAUCUAAAUCCGUUAACGAAACUCGGUUCCGAUCAUCGCCUCCGUCGGAAGCAUCGCCACCAUCACCGUCCGAGAAAGGUGAUACUCAAUCGCCUUCAUCACCAUCAGAAGCCAAAUACCCACCGUCUCCACCGUCCCAACCGCCUCCACUAUCUAAAUCCAUUAAUGAAACAAGGCCUCCAUCCGCGCCUCCGUCAUUAUCAGAAUCUGGUAAAUCUCAACCGUUUUUGCCACCACAAGAAUCUAGAAUUCCACCGUCCCCGCCGUCGACGCUAAACGCAACAGAAAAAUCCCAAUCGCAACCGCUUUUGCCGUCUAAAUCCAUUAAUCAAACACUUUUCCGGUCAUCGCCUCUGUCGGAAGCAUUGUCAAAAUCCGGUGAAUCUCAACCAUCUGUACCACUUCCAGAAGUCAAAACUCCACCGUCAAUGCCAAAAGUUAAUAAAGAGUUCCAAUCCCAAACGCCUCCGCCGCCUCUGCCGUCUAAAUCUGUUGCUGAAACUCAACUCCGAUCUUCGCCACCACCGUCGUUAUUAAAAUCUGAUAUAAAAUCUCAAUCCCAAACGUCUCCAUUUUCAACGCGAGUUGAAGAAUCUCAAUCCCAACCGCCUCCACCGCUUCUGCCAUCUAAAUCUACUGAUGAAACUCGGUUCAAAUCACCACCAUCAUCAUCGGAUUCUGUUGAAUCCCAGUCGUCUUUACCACCAUCGAAAGCCAAAAAUCUACCGUCUUCGCCGUCAAUGCUAAAGGCUAAAGAAGAUUUCCGAUCUGAAACGUCACCACCACCAGAAGCCAAAAUCCCACCGUCUCCGCCGUCAACACUAAGCGAAACUGAAAAAUCACAACACCAGUCGCCUCCACCGUUUCUGCCAUCUAAAUCAAUUGAUGGUACUCGGUCCCAAUCACUACUACCACCAUCAACAUAUACUGAGAACCCUAAUUCAACACCGCCACCAUUGUUGUCUUCGAAAGCUGCUAAAAACCUCAGAUCUCAAUCGCAGAUGAAAACACCAAUCCCCUCUCCUUCCACUUCUCCAGCCACGAUCAACGCACCACCAUCUCCUCCUCCGAAAUCGCCGCCGCCACUUUCAUCCUCACUCAAAUCCCAGAUAAUUUCGUCACCUAAACUAUCGUCACUCCAAACUGAACCUAAUAAGUCAACUGAAUCUCACACUUCAGCAGAUCACAACAAGGAUCUAAACCACAACUCAGAUAAACCGGACGUUAAGCUCAUGAAGAAUAAAAACAGGGGAAAGGCAAUUUGGUCAGAGAAAAAAACAGAGCCGAUGAUUAUGAUGUUCAUCAACAGUAACGUCCAAGGACUCAACACGUCACUAUCGCUUGAUUCAUCAUCCUUCGAUCAUGAACCAGGCGUCCACUUAACCAUCGAUUCUGGUCAUAGUUGUGAUUUCUCUUCAAAAGUGUUUUAGUGUUGUGACUUGUCUCACACGUAUGUGUAUAUGCAAAUUUAUAUAUGAUAUCAUCAUGAGUUACAACAAAAGAAAAAAACCUUGUGUAACAAAAAUUUGGCGCCAUUACAAAAAAUGGGCCUUUUUGGUUGGGUAAACUUAAGGCUAAGUUGAUUUA
Molecule: messenger RNA, 2705 nt
Organism: Camelina sativa (false flax)
Lineage: Eukaryota; Viridiplantae; Streptophyta; Magnoliopsida; Brassicales; Brassicaceae
Source: RefSeq, a predicted model, not a curated record